GGGCAACCAAAAAGCCUCAUAACAAGUAUUCUAAAAAGAGACCCCACGUGUCUGCAAUUCAUAACCCCUAGAACCCUAAUUGCUUCCACUUUCAGACACCACUGCGCGCGUAACAUAACCAGAACGUUCUACAGAUUUCAUUCGAGUUUUCUCUCUCUGAACUAGUUUGAGCUUUGGCAAUGGCGGCGGAGCCCAAGGCAGCGACUGAGGAGGCGAAGAUCGAUUUGUUCGAGGACGACGACGAGUUCGAAGAGUUCGAAAUCAAUGAAGAGUGGGAGGACAAGGAAGAAGGAAAAGAAGUGACACAGCAGUGGGAAGACGAUUGGGAUGAUGAUGAUGUUAAUGAUGACUUCUCUCUGCAGCUGAGGAGGGAAUUGGAGAACAAUACGGAGAAGAACUGAGCUAAAAUUUUAGAAUCAUCCUUGUUUUUAUUCUUCUGCACCGGCACAUGCUUAUUCUCUAGCUGCUCUUUUUCCUGUCUUAAAUGUAUGGACAUUAUAUUGCUCUGAUAUAGUACCAUAUGAACUUCUGUAUUAAAUCUAUUGCUUGCUAAACAUGGAAAUUUACCCCCAA
Alnus glutinosa is the source of this 573-nucleotide messenger RNA. Its product is annotated as protein DELETION OF SUV3 SUPPRESSOR 1(I)-like. The transcript has 3 exons. Gene Ontology annotation, cellular component: proteasome complex; proteasome regulatory particle, lid subcomplex. Lineage: Eukaryota; Viridiplantae; Streptophyta; Magnoliopsida; Fagales; Betulaceae. The record is from RefSeq and is a predicted model, not a curated record. Bases 180 to 401 code for a protein of 73 amino acids. Gene Ontology annotation, biological process: mRNA export from nucleus; proteasome assembly; double-strand break repair via homologous recombination.